This is a messenger RNA of Condylostylus longicornis, 852 nucleotides long. Its product is annotated as probable mitochondrial 2-oxoglutarate/malate carrier protein. Gene Ontology annotation, molecular function: sulfate transmembrane transporter activity; nucleic acid binding; oxaloacetate transmembrane transporter activity. Gene Ontology annotation, biological process: thiosulfate transport; malate transmembrane transport; oxaloacetate transport. The coding region runs from base 1 to 852 and encodes 283 amino acids. Lineage: Eukaryota; Metazoa; Arthropoda; Insecta; Diptera; Dolichopodidae. The transcript has 3 exons. The record is from RefSeq and is a predicted model, not a curated record.
AUGAAUAACAUUAAUGAAAAUUCAUCUACAAUUGCAAAUUUUAUAAUAGGUGGCCUUGCUGGUACAACAACUUCUACCAUAUUAUAUCCAAUUGAUUUUAUGAAAACAAGAAUGAGCAUUGAAGGAUCUCAAAAUCAUUAUCGCAGUAUGUAUGAUUGUUUUAAAAAAAUUAAACGUAAAGAAGGCUUCUUAACACUAUACAAAGGGAUAUCGGCAUUAUGGUUAAGACAAAUAAUAUAUUCUAGUACAAGAAUCGGAAUAUUUAUAACAGUAGAAGAUAUAUUUAAAAAACGAUAUCAUCAUGAGACACCAAAUUAUUCUGAACAUUUAUUUUCAGCUAUUAUAGCUGGUAUUGGUGGUUCAUUAGCUAGUACACCAUUUGAGGUGAUUUUAACAAGAAUUUCAAUUGAUGGCAGAUUACAUAAAUGUGAACGAAGAAAUUAUAAAAGCAUAUAUGAUGCAUUUAAGAAAAUUACAAAAAAAGAAGGUUAUUUAACAUUAUGGCGUGGUGGUUGUUUAUCAACUGAGUCGCGUUUGCUAACACCGGACCAAAAACAACAACGAAUUGAUGAUUCUGAGGCAUGUCUGGCCCUAUUUCACCGUGAUAAAAAGAAUUUGCGCCGCUACGUCACAAUUUGGAAGAAACAUAGAUCCGCCAUUUUGCUUUUAAGUCAAAUCGACAGUCGGCUGGAUUGGACACCACCCGGUGAAAGCCGCCCAAAGCGCCCAAAGAUUCAACCCUCUGCUGGCAAGGUUAUGGCUUCCGUAUUUUGGUAUAGUCAUGGUAUAUUCUUCAUUGAUUAUCUUGAGAAAGAGUACACGAGACUCGAUGGUACUCCCGAAGCAAAGUAA